Peniophora sp. CBMAI 1063 is the source of this 948-nucleotide messenger RNA. Lineage: Eukaryota; Fungi; Basidiomycota; Agaricomycetes; Russulales; Peniophoraceae. The record is from the annotation of a GenBank genome assembly.
AUGGUAGCUGCAGUCGAUCCAACAUACCCGCUCCGCCCCAUUGCUUGUAUCUUGUCCUCUGCAAUGAUGCUUCUCGUACUAUUGACGAGCUUCAUGCGGCAAAGCUGGAACCUUGGUGUCGCGUUCCUGUGUUUUUGGCUCUUCUUCAACAACCUCACACUUGGCAUCAAUGGGAUUAUAUGGGCUGAUAACUCGGAGGUCAAGCACUUGAUAUAUUGUGAUAUCGUUACGCAUAUACAGGUGAUCACGGCUGUGGUCAAGCCGAUGUCUACUUUGAUCAUAACGCGUCGGAUCUACCUGAUAACCAGUCUUCAAUCCGUCUAUCUGCCUGACGAACGCAUGACACGCCGGAAUCGCGCGAUUGAAUGGACAUUGGGACUAUUAGUGCCCCUCAUCGUUGCAGGGCCUCUAUACUACAUCGUGCAGAUUGCCCGCUUUGAGGUCCUAGAGGGCUUCGGCUGCGCGAAUGUUCCCGAUUCUACGGGAUUAGGCAUCUUACUCGUAUUCUCGUGGAGCGUGACCAUCCCCCUAUGGUCUAUCCUGCUUUACCUCUCCCAGUGGGCGUCGCCCGUGCUCGCAUUCGCCAUCUUUGCUUUGUUUGGUGUCACGAAGGAGGCUCGCGCGGCGUACUGGCGCGUCUUUGAUAUUGCGGGAGGUUGGCUUGGUUAUAAGAGGAGCCCGCGCGAGCGCGGGGCACGGUCGACACUAGGAACAAUCGAGUUUGGCGAACGACCUCAAAGUUGGUCACGGGACGUUGAGACGGGAUCGCACCGCUCGAGUUUCGAUGGUCCGAACAAGCGCGACUUCGCAAAAGGACACGGUGGUGUGGAUGAUUCCUCCACUUCGGGGCUCGAUACAGGGAGGGGUGAAGACAGCCACCAUCAUGCCGCCGAGGUGGUGGUAAAUACUUCACCGAACAGAGAGAAAGCCGGUGAGGGUGAUAUAUGA